Molecule: messenger RNA, 1515 nt
Organism: Pyricularia pennisetigena
Lineage: Eukaryota; Fungi; Ascomycota; Sordariomycetes; Magnaporthales; Pyriculariaceae
Exons: 1
Coding region: 1-1515 (504 amino acids)
Biological process (GO): L-serine biosynthetic process; dephosphorylation
Cellular component (GO): cytoplasm
Molecular function (GO): L-phosphoserine phosphatase activity; magnesium ion binding
Source: RefSeq, a predicted model, not a curated record
AUGGAAGAGGACAAGGGCUCUGUUCCCGCUUCCGCUCCGGUCGCAUCCUCGCUCCGAGCGGGUCCGGCUCGGCCGCAGCUGGGUGCCAUGCGGAGUUCCUCUUACCUCCAGGAGCACCAACAGUACCGCCCGCCUGGAAAGCCCGAGACGCACUACGGCAUCGACACCGUCGUUGAGGAUCGCGGAGUCUCCCAGGGUCAGACACCGUCGGUCCUGCCGUCGCGUCCCAAACCGGUGUCACCCUCUCCUGGUGCGACGACCUUCAAUGGAAUUCCCUCGGCUGAACACCCGCCCAAGGUUGUCGAGAGUGGCUUGAACCAUGACUUGUCCCAUCCAAACUGCGCUCCCCCGGCCGGGACCACCACCAGCAGGCUGGUCGCUACCUUGAUGUACAAGCCCUCCGGCUCCCACGCCUCGAGUGCAGUACACUCGCCCAAGGUGCCUUCGCCCAAGCCCUCCAACAUUGCGGUGGAGGAGCACACCGACAUCCCCCCAAACCUGGCGCCGACUACCAACCCGGACACCUUCCCCCUUGAACCGCCCAUCGCUGAGGAACAGUCCCUCGACCGUCUCUACGGUUCCUAUGUCUCCCCUCUCUGUGUCGCCUCGUUCCUCCACCUCAUGUCCACCUUCCCCGUCCCGCCAGGCUCAACAGACCCGACCAGCGCCCAUCGUUGCAUGGACAGUGCUGCUCACCCUGGCGUCGUCGAGUUGAUUCUCAACCCAGCGCCCUCCCCAAGCUAUUUAGCCCUCAAAGAUCUGCGCAAGCAUGAACUCAUCUACCGUUUCGAGCGGGAAUGGAGCGUCGACGUCGUUCUGCAGAUGGAAUCGCCGUUCCGCCGUCACAAGCGCCUCGUAGUCUUUGAUAUGGACAGCACCCUGAUCACCCAGGAAGUCAUUGACCUGCUGGCAGCUACCAUCAAGGACCCUCCAGACCUGGCUCAGCGCGUGGCCGACAUCACCCACCGUGCCAUGAUGGGCGAGCUCGAAUUCGAUGCCGCAUUCCGGGAACGCGUCGCUCUGCUAAAGGGACUGCCGGCCACCCUCUUCAACGACCUGCGCCCUGUUCUGGACGUCACUCCUGGCGCGCGCCAGCUCGUCAAGGCCCUCAAGCGCCUGGGUGUCCGCACUGCCGUCCUUAGUGGCGGCUUCCUGCCGCUUACAUCAUGGUUGGCUGGAGAACUGGGCAUCGACCACGCGCACGCCAACGAGGUCGUUGUGGAUGCCGAUGGCAAGCUCACUGGUGAGGUCAAAGGACUCAUCGUCGGCAAGGAGCGCAAGCGGGACCUCUUGCUCGAGAUUGCGGCCAAGGAAGGCAUCGCACCUGAACAAGCUGUGGCUGUCGGUGAUGGCGCCAACGACCUGCUCAUGAUGGAGGCGGCCGGCCUAGGAGUUGCGUGGAAUGCCAAGCCGCGGGUACAGAUGGAGGCAGAUGCCAGGCUCAACCGCGGGAGUCUCUUGGACCUUCUGUAUUUGUUCGGCUUCACAUAUGACGAGAUUGCUAUGCUUACGUAG